AUGGUUCCAAUAACAUCAUCCUUGUCCUCACUCAGUGUUUCUUCAUCAGAAAGAACCAAUAACCAAGUCAAUGAUGAUCAUCUCAUUCAUUCUCCGACCACAUGUAGAGGUUUUACACAAGAUUUUACUGUUCGCAACAACCACGCUUCUCAUAGAAUGAAAGGAAAAUGUCCCAAUCAUCGACUUGUCGUUCAUCAAGAACAAACACAACAGAAUGAACAUGUAGUGGUCUAUCCACCCACGAGCAAUUUAUCAACAAAUAUUGGUGGAUCACCAUUGAAAGGUUGUUAUCCACCAAUGGAAUAUUCACCUACAACAGUCAAAUGUCAAGAUCAGCAACGUGAAUACCAAAACAGUAACAACAUGCAAAUAAUGGCAACUAGUAGCAAUCCCGUCAAAAGGUUCAGCUCUGUAACACCUUCCAGUAACAAUCUCAACAACUAUGCUUCAUCAAAUUCCAUUUCAUCCUCCACGACACACAACGCAAGCAAUUUCGCCACUUUUCAACAUUCACCUCAAAUUAUUCGAUGGAAUUACAAAAAGACCUCCUCUCCUCCUUCCAUUAUUUCAUCCUCUUGCAUGUCACCUUCUAACAAGAUUUCAAAAAAACAACAUUCCAAAUUUGUGAAUUAUGGCUCCAGUAGUGGUCAAUUGUAUUUUAUUAACCAACCAAACAACACCACUCGUUCGAAAUCUGUAACAACACCACCUGCGUCAUCACCUCUCCUUCCUCCAUCUCAAAAUGUUAAAAAGUCACCCCAACCAUUGCAUACUCGUCGAGGAAAAAUUAAGGAAUAUGUAUUUGUAAAGCAGUUCAAGAAGGAAGACUUGAAUCAAGAACAACAAGAAAAAGCUGCAUCACCCAUGUCUUCUUCAUCCAAUAGUGUUUCGUCAUUGGGAAAUUCACAACAAGAAAAAGACCUGGAUUUCCCUCGAUGUACUUCAAUGAACAACCAUUCACCCAUGAAUACAACGAAUACGGACAGUAUCCAUGUAGUAAUUGCAAAUGAUUCGUCGUUGGUUCCAUCAAUUUCAACCUCUGUCGAGAAUAAUGGAACGCAACACAAACCCUCCAUGGUGAGAACAUCCAUCUCAUGGGCUGAAAUUUUGAAUUGA
Naegleria lovaniensis is the source of this 1116-nucleotide messenger RNA. RefSeq lists its product as uncharacterized. NCBI's taxonomy places the organism in Eukaryota, Heterolobosea, Eutetramitea, Acrasida, Naegleriidae. The transcript has a single exon. The record is from RefSeq and is a predicted model, not a curated record. The coding region runs from base 1 to 1116 and encodes 371 amino acids.